CUAUACAAGGAUUCAAAAGUUUGCCGAAGGGAUGAUAUUCCAUGGGUAGUGUUGGGUGACUUUAAUGUCAUAGAAAAAGUAAACAAGGCAUGAUUCAAGCCAAAUUAUACAUAUUUAUACCUCUCUUUUUUGGUCGUUUAACUUGAAUUUCAUCGUCCUUGGAGCCGUUUAUGCUAGGUUUUGCAUGUUUGAGUAUGUUUCACGUUCUAGUAGUUGAAAUUGGCAAAAGGAACGAGAGUCGAACAAAAGGGAGUCAAAAUGGGACAAAAUGGUGAAAAGUGUCAAAGAUCACGCUUCGUGGCAUUUCUUCACAACCAAGACAUGACUUCUGCAUCAAAACCGUGAAGAUUGCAUAUAUCACAGGAGGAAGAAGACAUCUCACGGGCAUGUGAAAAUGUCACGGGUGACAGACCGUGACAUCAACAUAAAAAGUGUGAGGUCUGCAGAGACCCACGAAGCCGAAGUCACCUUGUGGGCAGUUGCAAAUAUCGCGGCCUCAGAUCGUGAGGAUUACACCCAAACCAUGAAGAUUGUAAGUGAAAUGGUGUGCAUCCAUUAGACCUCACAGCCAUGAUGGGAAACCGUGAACUUUGCACUUUCUAGCUAUAUAAAGGAGCAGAAAUCAGAUUUCAAGAGGAGGAGCUUAGAGUGAGAAAGAGCAUAUGUUGGGUAGAGAAAAAGUGACGAAGGAGAUUGAUAUACAUUUAAGCUUUGAAUGCUUUCUAUCAUCAACUUCAUAUUCUUUAAGAACUUUGCCUUAUUCAAGCUCACACUAUUUUUAUGAUUUUUGAAUUUUUUUCUAUUGGAAACAACUAUUUUUUUCUUUUUAUGAAAUUUUCUCAUGGUGGAGAGUUCAUUUUGAACUUUACCCUUAUUGGUUGAGCAAAGUUAAUGGCAUGUUCACUUCCCAUUUUGUUUUCUGUUUUUUGUUGUGAAAAUGAAAAUCAAGAAACAAAUGGUAAAAGCCAUGUGCACUUCUAAUUUUUGUUUUCUGUGGAAAAAAUAGAAUGCUAUAAAUGAGGUAUCUGACGGAAAACGAUAAAAUUACAUUUCUGAGAAACUAUGACACGGUUUUCUCCCCGUUUCCUGGCGAAAAAUCAUUAUUGUGCACUAAUGAGUCUUCCCGUUCGAAUCCCGCCAGCCCCUUCUUUUUUUCCUUUAUGGUUUUUGCUAGCCUGGGAGCCUUCCUCCCAAUUGUAGGACUUAAGGUUGGGAAACGGGACGGGACGAGAUACUCGUCCCGUUUGAAACGGGUACCUAGUCCCAUUUGAAAAGCAAUCUACAUCCCAUGUCCCAAACCCGUACUACGAGUUAACGAGUACUCAUUACCCGUACGGGACGGAUAACGGGUACCCAUACUACCCGUUCAAUUGGGAGUAGCAAUGUUGACUACGGGGAAUGAGAUCGCUGCAUCAGAAGGAAAAUCGUCUCGUCGCAAAACUUAUAGGCCUGGGGAGAUUGCCGCAUCGGAGGGGAAACGCGGAAUAGACCCAUCAUUCAUAGAGAAAGAUCAUAUUGUUUGUGCGUCUUAUGAGUUGGUUGCUGACUAUUUUGUUUCUUUUUCUUUCAAUUUCUUCUCUAGUGAGAUGGUAAAUAAGGAUUACCCAGUGUCCAAUGAGAGGCCAAACUCUUAUUGAUUGAGUGGAGAUAGUUAUAUUCCGUGUAUGAUUUAUUAGUUACCCCGUGUCCAAGAGUAUAAUAGUAAUUUUGAGUUUAGAAAAGAGUAGGGUGUAACAUUUCCUCCACUUUGUUGAUACUGCUCGAAUUUAGUCCCUUCAACUUAUUGGGAAUUUCUCCUGCUUCUUGCUUAGUCUCAUAAUCCUUUAAAAAGAUCAUUUAUCUCUUUCAAAUAAUGUCCUCAAACUGAAAUUUGUUUUCAACAUUUUUCAUUACUUAAAUUAUCUCAAAUAAUUCAAUAAUCCUUUGAAUAAACCUCACAAAGUCCUUAUAAAUUUGAAAAAUAUAUUUUAACUUAAAAACUCUAAAAUCUAAACUUAGGUAACUCAAGUAUUAAAGAAAAAUUAUGAACUAUAAAUCAGACCUUAAUUAACCCAUUUUUCCUAUUUAAUUUUGUCAUAAAUAAAUUUUAAAACCAUGUUACAAACACUUAAAACUCCGGUUCACAAUUUUAUAACAUCCAAAUGAAAUUCUAAUUUAAAAAACAUUAUAAAAUUAAUUAAAAGUGUUAAAGUAAUUUAAUUAAUUAAAAUCUUAUUUAUAUCCAUUUUUUAAAUAGUAAAUAAAAUCUAAAAAUCCCCAAAUUAAUUUUGUAUAAACAUAAUAUUUCUAGUGACUAAACAAAUUGUCAAAUUUACCAAAAUACGUCGAAUAGAAUUUUAGUUAAUUAUUUAAUGGGUUAAUAGUAUUUCAUACCCCUGUAUUAUUUCAAAUUAACAAAUGUACACUUGUACUAUUUUUUGUGUACAAAUGUACCCUUCUAUUAUUAAAACGUAACAAUCAUAUACUUCUGUUAAAACUCUGUUAACUAACCAUUUCAGGAGGUGAGAAUUGACCCAAUUAGCCUUGGCUUAUUUCUCUUUUCUUGUUCAGGCUAAAUAAAUAAAAAAACUUAAAAUUACUUAUUUUAUGACUCUUACAAUCCCUUUGCCACGUUGAUAACCCCUCCCUUCAAUCAAUACUUCUCCGGGAGGAAACUGUAAUCGACAUAAAGAGACUCCCUCCGGUAGCGCUGCAGGCUAAGAAGAAUAUUUUCUUCCACCUCCUGAACAAAGAUCAGUGUUAUGGGACAAUCCAAGUACCACAUCGGCUAUACAAGGGAAGGAACCCUUGUAUAUUAGUGUCCACCAAUCUCAUUAGUACGAGGCCUUUUGGGGAGGACACCCAAGAGUAAAACCGUGCGGGCUCGGCCCAAAGCGGACAAUAUCGUAGGCUGCCCCGUUAUGACAAGUGGUAUCAGAGCCUGGUUCGGUCCGGGGCGGUGGACGUCAGUUUGGUGGACCCUCAUUCGGUGACCUCGGGAUUUGCGAUCUGCGUCUGGUUUGGUGGAUCCACGAGAGAUCCACGUUUGGGCUUGGCGGAUCAAAGAGAGUUUCGCAUUUGGGAAGCAUAUUAAAGAGAGUUCUGCGUCUGGUAAAGUCCUUGUAUCGAGAAGCCCAUCGAUACAAGGCAUCUGGCGGAUCAAGAUAAUCGCUGAGGUGAGGACACGAUGUUCGUGGUCCUUGGCUUGAGGGGAGGAUUGUUAUGGGACAAUCCAAGUACCACAUCGGUUAUACAAGGGAAGGAACCCUUGUAUAUUAGUGUCCACCAAUCUCAUUAGUACGAGGCCUUUUGGGGAGGACACCCAAGAGUAAAACCGUGCGGGCUCGGCCCAAAGCGGACAAUAUCGUACUAAUGGGCUGCCCCGUUAUGACAAUCAGAACCUCCUAUAGAAGCUUCUUCCUCCAUUUGCGCCUUCCUCCUACUCAGCCCAGCUUCUCCCUCGAUCGGUGAGGAAUAGCAAGUAACAAACUUUGCUUCUUGGUCUCGAGUGAUCAUCUUCCAAAGCUUCCGGAAGAUAGCCAUCUGCGUCAUAGGCUCCUAAUAAGCUCCAAGGAUGGCGCUGCGAGUGCUCUUCUCCUAUGGUAGGUCGAGAUCCUGUGCUUCUUGAUAAAGCUAUCAUAACUCUCAAUGAAGUAUCGUCCCACCAAUCUAUAUGAGAUGCACUUUUGGCUUAAUUUCCCUGCUAGGCCCACUGUCAAUGUAGCCAAGAACUCUCUGGAGAGAGCAAUCUCAUGCUAAUAAUGAAAAAGUUGCUCCAAGCAUGAUCUUUGCCUUUUUGCCCUUUUCUAUCCGCUUUCGCCCUCUUUUGUUCAACUUUCGCUUCGAAAACCAAUUUUACUAGCACCUGAAACAUGCUGGAAACACGCACAACCCUAUUGUAUAUGUUAGCAGAUUAGGCCCAUACUUUUGUAUAUAGUCCAUUGUAUAUAGCCCAUUAGCGAGUUUCGGUUGUAUGAGGUGUUGUGGCCGAGAGUUUAGCCCUAGCAGGAGUCUUGGAGAGCUAGGGCUGGCGACAUCUAUUUAGAGAGAAGCAUCACGUUGUAAACAGGCAAGCAAAACAAUAAUAAGAUUCAAGCUCGGAGAGUUCUAGCUCUCCCGUGGAAUAGUCCCGAUAUCGGGGAAACCACGUAAAUCGUGUCUCGUGCUUUCCUCUUUGUUUUCGUAUACGUUUUGUGAUAAGAGUGUUUUGAUAUUAACAUGGUAUCAAAGCUAUCGUCUAUGGAUUCGGAUAGGGUUUCGGUUCGCUUGAACUCCAAGAGCUAUGCUCUUUGGGAGUUUCAGUUUCGGAUUUUUAUCGAAGGCAAGGGCCUUCUUUCGUUUCUGGAUGGUACUUCGUCACGGCCUACGGUGCCGCCUUCGACUGCUGAAGAACUGGCCAGGUGGAAUCAAUCUGAUGCUCGUGUGAAAGCAUAUAUUCUCGGUUCCAUUGAGCCGACAAUAUGCUUAGGUCUGCGUCUGUUGCGCACAGCUAGGGACAUCUGGGUCCAUCUCGCCAACACCUACACCACAGCUGAUCUGGCACGUCAAUUUGAGAUUCAAUUUCAGCUAGCUCGUCUCGAGCAGGGAGAUCUCGACGUAACUUCAUACUACAACGAAGCUCAAUUACUGUGGACGGAACAAGACUUGUUGACGGUUGCCUUGUGCUCUGCUACGGCCUCAGCUGAAGUGCUUCUCGAUCGGCAGCGCACGCGUAUGAUGCAAUUCUUGAGUCGGCUGCGGCCGGAGUUUGAGUCCGUGCGUGCUUCCCUGCUCCAGCGCGAGAGUUUGAAGAUGGACGGGAUUCUGGCCGUCCUUGUACGCGAGGACACGCGCCUCCGAACGCAAGCCCAGCUGGACGUUCGUCCAGGCGCGGGAGAAGCUGUCUUUGCCGUGGCCGGUGCGUCAAACACGCUGGGCUUCGGCCGCCUCCAUCGCAGCGUUCCAUUUCAGCUCCAUCUGGUGGUGAUGAAGCUUUUGCAAUAAGCCGCCCUCAAUUUCAACGUCCCAUGUCUGAAAUUAUAUGUCAUCAUUGUCGCACUGCUGGCCAUUAUCAAAAUUUUUGUCGCCAACGCAAUUUCUGCGUAUAUUGCAAAAAGAAGGGGCAUAUCAUCACCGACUGCCGCCUCAUUCAGCCCCGCUCGUCUGGUCCAUCUUGUGCCGCUGCUGCUGCACCGACUGGUGGUGCCUUUGCUGCCCAACCAGUUCCCGUUGCCGAGGCUACUCCGAGUCCAUAUAUGACUGCCGAAGCUGUGGAAUAGUUGGUCCAUUCCGCGUUGCAACGGUCGUUAACGACAGCUAUCACAAGCGCCUUUGCCUCGCUGCACAACACUGGUACGUCACCCCUUCCAUGGCUUUUGGACUCGGCAUGUUUUAAUCAUAUGACCGGUAGUACGCAUCAAUUUACGAAGCUUAAAUCUGCUAAAUCUUGUGGUAUUCAAGUUGCUAAUGGGGACAAACUUGCUGUAAGUGGUAUGGGAGAUAUAGUAGCACCACGAAUUACCCUAUCUAAUACUCUAUGCGUACCGAAACUUGUUCCUAAUCUUGUUUCGGUUGGUCAAUUAACUGAGCAAAAUUGCCGUGUUGUGUUCGAACCCUCGACUUGUGUUGUUCAGGACAUGAAGACGGGGAGGCAGAUCGGAAGGGGGAGUAAACUUGGUCGGGUAUUUCAACUGGAAGCAUUGUCGGGUCAACCUCAAUCAUCGUCGGGCUUUAUUUCCUCUGGGUCGGAGUCAUCUCUUGAGUCUCAAUCUAUGGUUUCGUCUCCUGUUUUUUCUAGUUUGCCGAAUAAUGAGUUUGAAUUAUGGCAUUCGCGUUUAGGUCACCCCCAUUCGAGUCGGCUUGUAACCAUGUUUAAACAACAGCUAUUUGGAAAUAAAAAGGUUGAUUUUGCUUCUGGUAAUUUUCAGUGCACAAGCUGCGUGGAAGCUAAAACCACUCGUCGAUCUUUCCCUUCCAGUAAAACAGUUGUUCUUGAUCCUUUUCACAUCGUUCAUACUGAUCUCUGGGGGCCUUCUCCCACUGAUUCUCGUCAUGGUUACAAGUAUUUUGCCUUAUUCGUAGACCAUGCAACUCGUUUUACCUGGGUCUACUUUCUUCGUCUCAAAUUAGACCUUCUAUCUGUCGCAACUGAUUUUUUGAAAAUGAUUCAAACUCAAUUAGGUCAAACUGUGCGUAUCAUUCGUUCUGAUCCUGGGGGGAAUUUAGCUCCAAUCCGUUAGCCAGUUUGUUUAGGUCUCAGGGGAUUUUAACUCAGAAAUCUUGUCUCGGUGUCUCCCAACAAAAUGGUCUCGUAGAGCGUAAGAAUCGUCACGUAGUUGAACUUACUCGAGCUAUGCUUCUUGCUUCUCGUGUUCCGGCUCGGUUUUGGCCUGAGGCUGUAGCUACAGCCGUUCGGUUAAUUAACUACCAAAUUACUC
Molecule: messenger RNA, 6395 nt
Organism: Linum trigynum
Lineage: Eukaryota; Viridiplantae; Streptophyta; Magnoliopsida; Malpighiales; Linaceae
Source: the annotation of a GenBank genome assembly